UCCUGAUCCUGAACUGAACACUCCACUCCUGACAGCAUGAGCUGCUACUAUGGCAACUACUAUGGUGGGCUGGGCUAUGGCUAUGGUGGCCUAGGCUGUGGCUGUGGCUAUGGCUGUGGCUAUGGUGGCUAUGGCUAUGGUGGCCUCUAUGGCUAUGGUGGCUAUGGUGGCUAUGGUUAUGGAUGCUGCCGCCCACUUUGCUGCAGAAGAUACUAUUCCUAUGGCUUCUACUGAGGCAUUUCCUCAGCUGCUGAGCCUACUGGCUGUCACGUCCUGUCUUACAGGAAUCAUCUCUAACUUUCUUCACAUGAAAAAUGUUAAAUGUCUUCAGAAAUACCAACUAUACACCAAAGUGUCUUAGAAAAAUGAAUGAAAUCAGCACGCCUAUUUUAAUUCAUCCUUAACUCUUUGAUUGUGUAUUAGAGAAACGUUUUCAUUUAAUAAUUAUCUUUAUAACUCUAUGUAAAUUCUGAUCAAAUUUCACUCUCAAUAUGUAAACAAUACAUAUUAUAAAAUAAAUUGUAUUUCACUGGAAACAUUGCUGUCUUACAAUUCUAUUGAAAUGUGUCCAUUUGUGUGUGUGAGUGUGUAUUGGUACAU
Ictidomys tridecemlineatus (thirteen-lined ground squirrel) is the source of this 600-nucleotide messenger RNA. The record is from RefSeq and is a predicted model, not a curated record. NCBI's taxonomy places the organism in Eukaryota, Metazoa, Chordata, Mammalia, Rodentia, Sciuridae.